This is a messenger RNA of Protopterus annectens (West African lungfish), 4186 nucleotides long. It is a transcript of the gene SART3, whose product is annotated as spliceosome associated factor 3, U4/U6 recycling protein. Gene Ontology annotation, molecular function: protein binding; RNA binding. The transcript has 19 exons. Lineage: Eukaryota; Metazoa; Chordata; Ceratodontiformes; Protopteridae. Gene Ontology annotation, biological process: RNA processing. The coding region runs from base 500 to 3346 and encodes 948 amino acids. The record is from RefSeq and is a predicted model, not a curated record.
AAAAAGGGAGAACCCAUACAAACAGCAAACUCUCUAAACAAUUUUGCGAAGAACAAACUGCCUCUUUUAUGAUUAUUAAGUUCAAUUUGCAGACCAUUACAUUUUGAACAUUAAAAAACACAUGCACGCAAAAUUCGUACUUCUUUAAAACUGUUUUGUUUACUUCGCAAGCAUAUGGUCAGUUGUUGAGAAAGCCUAAUGAUGACGCAAUGCUGUUGCGCUCAGUUUUCUUCUACGUCUGUGAGCUAAGACAAGAAAUAUUAGGUCCUCUGUAUUUGUGUAAACCGAUGAAGUUGCCUUUUUAUAGGACCGUUGUUUAUUUCUGAAAAACACAGCUUAUUAUAACAAAAAUGGUAACCAGUCUACAAACGUGUAUUGAAGAACUUAUGGAGUUCCCCGUGCUCUUUGGACGUAAUUAAACAAGAAAAAAAUGAUUGGAAGUUAUCUGGCUUUACAGAAGAAGCCCAGUUUUAAUUAUUAGCAAGUGUGUGAGGCAGAUAUGGCGACAAGUGAUAGUGAAGAGGAGCUGCAACAUCAGAGAAUGGAGGAAGAAGACGAAAAAGAUUUGGAUGAAUCAGAGGUAGUCUCGGAAGGUGAAGCAAAAAUGGAGAAGGAUGAAGGGUCGGAAGAAGAGGAGGACUCCUCUGAUGAGGAUGAAAAGGAGAACGAAGCGGAGAUUCAGAGGCUGGAAGAGCAGCUUUCCAUCAAUGCAUAUGACUAUAAUUGUCAUGUUGAUCUGAUAAAACUAUUACGUCAUGAAGGAGAACUCAUAAAACUGAGGCGUGCCUGCCAAAAAAUGAGUGAACUUUUUCCACUCUCUGAAGAAAUAUGGUUGGACUGGUUAAGGGACGAAAUUCGAAUGGCAUCUGAAGAAAGUGACAGAGAGAAGGUUUAUGAGCUUUUUGAGAAAGCUGUUAAAGACUAUAUUUGUCCUGAAAUCUGGUUGGAAUAUGCCCAGUAUUCUAUAGGUGGAAUAGAAAAGACAGGUGGCAUUGAAAAGGUCCGUGCAGUAUUUGAACGAGCUGUAACAUCUGUUGGUUUGCACAUGACGAAAGGAGCAGCCAUUUGGGAAGCCUAUCGAGAGUUUGAAAAUGCUGUUUUGAGCUUGCAGGAACAGCUCUCUCCCGACCCAUCUUCAGAAGAGGCAGGAUUGCAAGCUCAGCGCCAAAGAAUUAAUUCACUUUUUCUGAGGCAGCUUUCUGUUCCUCUUUUGGAUAUGGAAGGUACAUAUGCUGAAUAUGAAGAGUGGUGUGGCAGUCUGGUGCUGGCGUCAGUGAAACAGCUCUACAAUAAAACACUGCAGCAACUGGAAAAGUACAGAUCAUAUGAAGAUACUCUGUUAAUAGCUGAGCCACCAAAGCUGUCUGAAUACCAAGCUUAUAUUGACUUUGAGAUGAAGGAAGGUGACCCUCUGCGCAUCCAGUUAAUCUUUGAACGUGCAAUAGCAGAGAACUGCUUGGUUCCAGACCUUUGGUCACGCUAUACCCAGUACUUGGACAGACAAUUGAAGAUUAAGGAUCUUGUGCUUGCUGUACAUAGCCGAGCUGUCCGCAACUGCCCUUGGACUGUUGGAUUGUGGAAAAGGUACCUUUUAGCACUGGAGAGGCAUGAUGCUGAUCACCAAACUGUUUCAGAUGUCUUUGAAAAAGCCCUCAGUGCUGGCUUUAUCCAAGCUUGGGAUUAUGUAGAGAUUUGGCAAGCGUACCUUGACUAUUUGAGAAGAAGAGUGGAUUUCAGACAAGGUAAUUCCAGUAAGGAAUUGGAAGAACUGAGAUCUGCUUUCUCUCGAGCGAUGGAGUAUUUGAAGACUGAUGUUGAAGAAAGGUUUAGUGAAAGUGGUGACCCAUCUUGUACUAUUAUGCAGAACUGGGCAAGAAUAGAGGCCCGGCAUUGUAACAACAUGCAGAGAGCUAGAGAACUGUGGGAUAGUAUUAUGACAAAGGGAAAUGCUAAAUUUGCAAACAUGUGGUUGGAAUAUUGCAAUCUUGAGAGAGCACAUGGUGAUGCCCAACACUGCAGGAAGGCGUUACAUCGUGCUGUGCAGUGCACAUCUGAUUACCCUGAGCACGUCUGUGAAGUACUUUUAAACUUUGAGAGGAUAGAGGGUACGUUAGAAGACUGGGAUACAGCAGUACAGAAAACUGAAACCAGAUUGUCGCGAAUAAAUGAACAACGAACAAAGGCUGCUGAAAAAGAAGCUGCAUUUGUCCAGAAGGAGGACGAGAGAGCUGAGCAACGGAAGAAAGCUCGGGCAGAUAAAAAAGCUUUGAAGAAGGCUAAAAGAGAUGCAAAAUUUGGAGAGAAACGCAAAGCAGAAGAAAGAGAGGAGGAAGAGUGGGAUACAGAAGAAGUUGCAGGACAACCUAAUAAAAAAACAAGAGGAGAAGGAGAUUAUUUUGCCAGCGAGAAAAUUAAAAAUAUAGAUGCAAAGAUUGGGCUAUUUGGGAGAGAGCUAGCCACAAAAAUUGUUGACCAUCCAUCACAGCAAAAGACAGUGGCAGCUGCACAUAAGAAUGACAUGGGCAAAGUUCUCCAUGAUCACAGCAAAGACAGUAUUACUGUUUUUGUUAGCAAUCUCUCAUACAGCAUGGACGAUCCAGAAGAUAAAAUGAAAGAAACCUUAGGCAAAUGUGGAGAGAUUGCAGAAAUUCGCCCUGUGUAUAGUAAUAAAGGCAAUUUCCGAGGCUACUGCUAUGUUGAAUUCAAGGAUGAGAAGUCUGCACUAGAUGCUCUGAAACUGGAUCGAAAGGAAAUAGAUGGAAGACCAAUGUUUGUGUCACCUUGUAUUGACAAGGCCAGAAAUCCGGAAUUCAAGGUCUUUAAAUACAGCACUGCAUUAGAGAAACACAAGUUAUUCAUCUCUGGAUUGCCAUUCUCAUGUACCAAAGAGGAACUGGAAGAAAUAUGCAGAGGCCAUGGCACUGUGAAGGAGAUCAGGCUAGUCACUAAUCGGUCAGGAAAACCCAAGGGGCUUGCAUAUGUGGAAUAUGAAAAUGAAACACAAGCUUCACAGGCUGUACUGAAGAUGGAUGGUAUGACAGUCAAAGAUCACUGUAUCAAAGUUGCAAUCAGUAACCCACCAAGGAGGAAUGUACCUGAAAAAACAGACCCUAACAAGCCAACGGGACCCAUGGUACCAAGACAGAUAUAUGGGGCAAGAGGAAAGGGAAGGACCCAGCUUGCACUUCUUCCUCGUGCCUUAGUACGCCAGAAUGUUGUAGCAGCAAAGACUGAGAAUGGAACAUUUCCGGAUACUGUCCCAGCCUCCUCUUCAUCUUCUGUAGCACAGGAGACUCCAAAAAAACUAACUAAUGCAGACUUUGCUAGGAUGCUAUUAAAUAAAUAAAUGUCUUUUUGUGACAUGACAUACGCUUGAAAAAUGUUAAAAUGCCUUUUGUGGAAGCCAUUUUGUGUCCUUAUUAUGAGCAAAGUCCCCCAAUGGAAGAAUUUUGGGAGUAGCAGACUUUUGCUUGCACGACCAAAAGAAGGUACUAGAAUGGACUCCAUACCUCGACAUGGAUUUAAGUUGGUGAGUUUUGAAAUGGAUAUGGGAAAUGAUUGGCUUGUUUAAUUUACUUGGAUGGUCUUUGGACAGUCCUCACAUUGAGGGCAGUAUUGCAACAGCAUACUUAAACCUUUUCUGCAUAUUCUCUUGUUACAAUUCCAGUAAUGCAUCUCAUGCUUGCUGAAAUGAUACAAGAUAAUACCCAUUCUCAGUAACAUAUGCUCUGAAGAUGUACAUUAUUUCUUUUUUUAAAGUACACCUAUCUUCAGGCAAACAUCAGUAUUCAUAUAAAAAAUAUUCACUACAUAAUCUUUUCCCUUUAUUUAAAACCUAGAGAAAAAAUUAUAGCUGUAAUUUCACCAAAAAUUGCCUAUUUUAAUACUGUUAUAAAAAGUUACAUGAAAUAAAUUUGUCCUGCUAGGGGUGGCAUACUAUUGUGCAUUUUAUAUCUGUUUGCGUGUAAAUGGUUUAUUGGCAUUUUAUUUUCCAUGUUGCAUAAGACUGCUCUGUGAAACUGUACUGGAAAUUGUAACUAUGUUUGCAUUCAGAAUGCUUUUGCGCCAUAUGGCCUGCUUAUGUGGACCAAUUUGUUUCACACUGACUUGUCUUUUUUAAUAUUUAGCUCUUUUGGACUUCCAGUACUGUAAUAUUCUCUUUUGUAUAAAAAAAGUAAAAACAAAA